Molecule: messenger RNA, 1017 nt
Organism: Penicillium atrosanguineum
Lineage: Eukaryota; Fungi; Ascomycota; Eurotiomycetes; Eurotiales; Aspergillaceae
Product: D-isomer specific 2-hydroxyacid dehydrogenase family protein
Exons: 1
Coding region: 1-1017 (338 amino acids)
Molecular function (GO): NAD binding; oxidoreductase activity, acting on the CH-OH group of donors, NAD or NADP as acceptor
Source: RefSeq, a predicted model, not a curated record
AUGUCGCACGAAAAAGAACGCCACCAUGUCGUCGCCAUCGAGGCCCUUCAUUACCAAAUACCAGAGUUCGACAUACCUGGGGCAUACACCAAGGCUGUCCACCGCUGGACCGAGCCAUCCGAGCUUAUCGAGCGAAUCAAAGAUGCCACAAUCGUCAUCACCACGACAAUUCGUCUGACUUCGGAGGUUCUAGACGUUGAAGCCACUCCAAAGCUCCGUCUGAUCGUGAUCAUGGCAACCGGCACGGAUUGUGUCGAUCUAGCAGCAGCCAAGGCCCGAGGAAUCCCCGUGUGCAACUGUCCAGGUUCUAAUGUGGACAGUGUUAGUGAGCACGCCAUUGGACUUUAUUUCGCUACGCGACGAAAGCUUGUCACCUUGCAUAAUGCAACCGUUGCUGUGCCUGAAAGCCCGGAUCUUAAUACCGAGUGGAAAAUGAACGGGUCGUUACGGCCGAGAUUGUCUAGAUCAGAUGGACUGGGCCCGUUGUUGUGUAGUGAUGAAACUGUCGGUAUCAUUGGAUACGGAAUGCUAGGAAAGCGCAUUGAAGCCUUGUCUAAGGGUCUUGGCAUGAAGGUAAAUAUAGCCGAGCGAAAGGGGGUGGCUCCUCGAGGAGACCGGAUUGCCUUUGAGGAUGCCUUGAAGCAAUCGACAGUUUUGUUUUUGUGCUUGCCACGAAGCCCGGAAACAAUCAACUUGAUCUCGACUGCAGAAUUCCAGAAGAUGUCUCCUCAUGCUUUGUUGAUUAAUGUUGCAAGAGGCGGGAUUGUCGAUGAGCAGGCUUUGCUUGAAGCUCUUCAAUGCCGUACCAUUACAGGAGCGGCCACCGAUGUGUACGCCAUAGAACCUUGUGGAAGAGGAGACUCCCCUUUAUUGAGCCCUGAAGCAGCGGAGUUGAACUUGGUUUUGACGCCUCACCUCGCUUGGUAUGCUGAAAGAACGUUGCAUAACCUGGAGGCUACUGGAAAGGCCACUGUCGAGGCAUGGUGUCUUGGUCGACCUAUCAAUCAAGUUCAAUGA